AUGACUCAAGAUGAUGCAACGCUGGAAUCGGUACUCUCCCGUUUAGAUGAAUACAAUUCUCGCACUCUCUUCGUGGCCCACUUACCCCGGGUCUGCACUCUCAAACAACUGAGGGCCCUUUUCAAGAAAUCAGUUAACGCGCGCUUUUCUAGUGGGCAACCCACGGGUUCCAGCAAAUUCGGUUUUGUCGAAUUCAAAUCCUCCUGCGAAGCCCAGAGGGCAAAGGCUGCCUCCGAGUCGCUAGCCAUGGCCGGAAAGCCUGUCAAGAUGAAUGACACUGCAUCAGAAAUACCAAAACCCACCAAGGUCGAGGCGACGCCAAAGUCUGGGAAGAAGCAGAACAAGAAGCAUACGCCGAAGACUGGCACACCCUCGGAGGUUUCAACUCUGAAUGCUAGUGGGAAGAAAGCCACACCUGCAUCAAGCAAACCGGUCUCCGCUGGCUCGACUCCGUCAACGUUUCCGAAGUUGAAGAAGCCCGCGCUGGUGACUGACACACCUGCUAUUGAAAAGGUUAGAUUAGCUGUUUUUGGGACAGCUAACGUCUCGGAGCUAUACGUAACACUAUCAGAAUACCCAAGUCGUAUAGUACUGAAAAAAAAAUUAUGA
Messenger RNA from Dibothriocephalus latus, 609 nucleotides. NCBI's taxonomy places the organism in Eukaryota, Metazoa, Platyhelminthes, Cestoda, Diphyllobothriidea, Diphyllobothriidae. The record is from the annotation of a GenBank genome assembly.